AUGGCAUUCUCCUCUAGUUUCACGCUCCUGGAUGGUCCAACUGUCAAGAUCCUUUACGCAGCAGAUAUAGACGACACACCAACAGUCAUCUUCAAUGCCAUCCCUAAGGCAGUAGUGAUGCAAUUUUCCAGCUUCUUAGGCGACUGUUUUCCUUCAUGCGACAAAGUCCAUGUUAGUCGCAAAGGUUGUGAUGGCAAGACAUACACCACAAUCUUUGGCGGCGUCAAACCUGCAUUUGUGUGCAUUUUCCAAUGGAUGCUUUCUUCUUGCAAAAACCAAACUUUCCAGAAUAUUGACCGUUUUGAAUUUGCUAAAUAUGCCCGUCUUUAUGAAGCAGCAGUGCUCCUUGGCAUAUCACGGAUUGAAAAUGAAAUGGUAUUCCGUAUGGAGCUAUUAGCGAAAGGCCAGGUCCCCAUUCAAGAUGUCAAAAUCAUCUAUGCAAACUUCCCCAAAGAAUGUCUUCCGCGGCAGAUCGUCAUCCGUAGCAUCGGGGAUGCUCUCUUCGAGCGUCGCCUACGGCGUUGCGCUUUAUACAAGGACUUCAAGCUUCAGUGCGCUGAGUACGACAAGGACAUAUAUGGUUACAUCCAAGAGAAGAAAGCGGCAAUUCGAGAAGAAGAGAUGGCCAAAAAAAGGGGAGGGAAAAAGAAGCAAAACAGCAACGAGGGUAAGCCUGGAGAAGAUUGUGGCGAGGCACCCCAAAUUAUCAUUAAGAGGGUUCAGGCUGUCACUGCUCGGAAGGAUCAUGGAGGCAAACCAACGUAUUUCCGCAUAGGACUUGAAGAGUUUGGGAUUUCCAAUCAAGAAUAUACUGCAGCCAAACCCACGAGAACAUGA
Molecule: messenger RNA, 837 nt
Organism: Ophidiomyces ophidiicola
Lineage: Eukaryota; Fungi; Ascomycota; Eurotiomycetes; Onygenales; Onygenaceae
Exons: 2
Coding region: 1-837 (278 amino acids)
Source: RefSeq, a predicted model, not a curated record